Messenger RNA from Geodia barretti, 1674 nucleotides. Lineage: Eukaryota; Metazoa; Porifera; Demospongiae; Tetractinellida; Geodiidae. The record is from the annotation of a GenBank genome assembly.
UAGGCGGUGGCCUGUGCAGUUUAUCGAGCUGCUGCAAGCGCAGCAGGGAAGAAGAAUGGCCAGCAGUAGAGAUAAGCCUCUCCAUGCCGACAACAUCCUACCGUUCAAAGAGAGAACAGAGAGAGACUCUCUGCUGGGCCCGCGGCCCUCGGCCCCAGCGGACACGUGCCGUCUUGCCUACUGCAUCUUCUUCCUGCACGGAGUCGGCCAUUUGCUUCCCUGGAACUUCUUCAUCACGGCGCAACUGUACUUCCAGGCAAAGUUUACCUGUCCCCAUGGCAACAAACACUGACUGUUAUGGGUUCAAUUCCACUUUCGAGAACUGGUUCAGUGUGGCGUCUAUGGUGCCAAUCUUUGUCAUGUCAGCUGCCAACGUUUGGUUGCAGAGCAGGUUCCACUACCGACUGCGAAUGGUUGCUUCUCUGGUGGUGAUGCUGACUCUCUUCCUCAUCACCACUGCUCUGGUUGGCGUUCGUGUCACUCAUGGACAGACGGGUUCUUUGCCAUUACACUGCUGACAGUGUUCCUCAUGAACGCAGCAUCCUCCAUUUUCCAGUCCUCCACAUUUGGCUUUGCUGGAAUUCUUCCUAAUGGCUACACCUCAGCUGUCAUGAGUGGUCAGGCUGUAGCAGGGGUGUUUGCAGCAGUGGCCAGCCUACUGUCUCAGGUGGCAUCAAGCAGUGUUCACGGAGAGCAGAGUCCAAUCACUGACAGUGCCUAUGGCUACUUUUCUCUGGCCUGUGUCGUACUUAUCCUCUGCCUGGCGUCAGUCUUCCUCCUCAGUAAAAUGCCAUUUGUGGACCACUACCUGCAGCAGACCAGCGUGCAGGUGUUGAGACAGAAACAACAGAAGGUAGUGGAUGCCUCUCUUCAAACAAGGGUCAUAGUUCGACCAUCCUACCUGGCAAUUAUGCGUAAGGUUGUGUGGUAUGCGGUGAGUGUGUAUCUCGUCUUUACUGUCACCAUAAGUCUCUUCCCGGCGGUCAUAUCUCAAGUGGUGUCCUCUGCACCCAACCCCAGCCACUCCAGCUGGACUGGAGUGUACUACUCAACUCUGGUGUGUUUCCUAAUGUUCAACGUGGCUGACCUGACAGGUCGUUACAUCACUCACUGGGUGCAGGUAGGGAGUGGUCGGCGAAGCCUGCUGCUGAUGACAGCUCUUCGUUGUCUCUUCAUUCCAGCCUUCCUCUUCUGCAAUGUCCAGGUAAAGGGUGAGAGGGGAAUCCCCACCUACAGCCAUCUCCCCGAGUAUGACAUCAUCCCCAUUUUCCUUGUCGCACUCUUCGGAAUCUCCAAUGGAUACCUCGGCUCUGUUGCCAUGGUCACAGCCCCUCAGAAGGUGCGGGAGGACGAGAAGGAGACGGCAUCAACAAUAAUGGCCUUCUUCCUCUCCGGGGGCCUGUUUAGCGGAGGAGUUCUAUCUUUCCUGUGGACCUUUCUUGUCAACCCUUCUUAGCGACACUUGUUGUACCAUUCUAUACUGUGUGUGGAUGUAAUAUUGAAUGUAUUAUUCAUUGUCCCUAUGGCAACAAUAACAAGAAUGCCAAUUAUGUGAUUCUGUCAAGAGGGUUGUAGUGAGAGGGCCAAGUGCCGAUGACCAGCCCAUGGCGGUGAAUGGGCUAUGGCGCUGGACUAUAUACAAUCCAUCACAUUUAGUAGUAAUGGAUUGCCAGA